AUGUCUAAAAGAAAGAGCACCGAGAACCGCGCUUUCAAUAAGGAGUGGGAAAUAAAGUAUUUCUUUAUUCAGAAUUCGGACGAGAAGCCGCAAUGCGUAUUAUGUGAAAAUUGUUUGAGUAAUAAUAAAAGUUCAAAUCUUGCUCGACACUUCUCUUCACUUCAUGAAAAAACAUACGGAAAUUACUCUGAUGACAAGCGACGCGCCGUUGUAGACAAAUUCAAAAAAGAGAUGCAAGUGUCUGUGCCAGCAUCUCUUAAUAAAAAGAGUUUAACUGCAUCAUAUGCGGUGUGCUUGAAAUUAGCAAAAGCCCAAAAAUGCUUCAGCGAUGACACACUUGUUAAAGAAUGUGCAAUAGAAAUGGCAAAAGCAUUCGACCAUAACAAUGCUGCUGAAGAUUUCGCAACAGUUGCCUUGUCAAAACAAACUGUGAAAAGUCGAAUUACUGACAUGGGCGAUAGUAUAAAAGAGAAAAUAAAGAAUUUAGUUGUUCACUGUCGGUAUUAUUCUUUGUGUAUGGAUGAGAGUACUGACCGAACAGAUAUAAGUCAAUUACUUAUUUUUAUUCGUAUAAUAAUGGACGACUUUUCGGAAUAUGAAGAACUACUCGCUGUAAUUCCGUUGCAUGGAACAACAACAGGCCAGGAUAUUUUUAAAGCUGUAAAAAAGUGUAUCGACGAAAUUGAUGGUUUCAAGAAAUGUUCUGCUAUUGCUACCGAUGGAGCACCGGCUAUGAUUGGUAGCGAAAAUGGAUUUGUUGGUCACUUAAGAAAAAACGGUAUAAAUUGUUUAACUUUUCAUUGCGUUAUUCAUCAGGAAGCAUUAUGCGAGAAAAGUGUUAGAAUGCUGUCAGCAAUGAAAAUUGUAACAAAAAUUACGAACCUUAUUCGCGGAGGAAAUCGGUCGCUGUCUCAUCGAAAGUGGAAAACAUUUUUAGAAGAAGUGGAUGCUGAAUACGGAGAUUUACUUCUUCAUUCUGAAAUUCGUUGGUUAAGUGCAGGAAAAUGUUUAGUUCGUUUUUUUGCACUCAGAAAAGAACUUGCCGAGUUUUUGAGUAAAGAAAUCAAAUCGGAUACUACCAAAUUCGUAAAAAACUACAGGAUCCAUCUUUUUUAUCAGAAUUGGCAUUUCUAA
Messenger RNA from Linepithema humile (Argentine ant), 1134 nucleotides. The record is from RefSeq and is a predicted model, not a curated record. NCBI's taxonomy places the organism in Eukaryota, Metazoa, Arthropoda, Insecta, Hymenoptera, Formicidae.